AUCGCAAAUCCAGGCACAGAGUCUCGACUUUGGCUAUCACUCCAAGCGCGACUUGUCCAGUACUCCAAGUCCAAAGAUCAUGAAGACUUUUGUCUUGUCAGCUCGCUCUUUCUCCACCUUCUACACCACCAAACUUGUCCAUGCCCAAAAGGCAAUCAACUCUGCUUGUACAACCAUCCUUACAAUCCGCCAGCUAAUCAAUGUCCAAAACAACCAUUCUCGACGCAUUGGGGAAGCAAUAGGUCAAGCCCUUGAUAUCAUCCGAUCAGCAAGAGGGAUCCAUCCGCCUAAUCAUACUACAAUUUAUCACUAACUAUCACCAUUUUACAGGAACAUUACCAUUAAACGCUGUGCCCUCAAGAAAAGCGACUACGUUGGCACAGGUGAUACCACAGAAGAGGACUCUGAAGACAAAUUUCUCGUCACGCUUAGCAAAUCAAAAAUCAACGAAGUCAUUGCAUCUUUCACUCCGAGUUUCUUGACUUGUUCUCGCAAACACAUUCGGCUAUCACACUCUGGGUUUGGAGGCUUAGGUUCUCAGUUGUAACAUAUUCACCAACCCGUUCAGAGAAGCAAUUAGGCAGGCAAUAAAAGAACGGGGGCUCUUUUCCUAGGCUGUACUAGCAACACAAUGACCCACUUAUACUAAUGUCUGCUAUGAAUUGUACUAACAUAUUUUUUUGCUGUCUGUAAUGUAAAAUAAGUACAUGU
Serpula lacrymans var. lacrymans S7.9 is the source of this 711-nucleotide messenger RNA. RefSeq lists its product as uncharacterized. The record is from RefSeq and is a predicted model, not a curated record. The transcript has 4 exons. The annotation marks the transcript as partial. NCBI's taxonomy places the organism in Eukaryota, Fungi, Basidiomycota, Agaricomycetes, Boletales, Serpulaceae.